Molecule: messenger RNA, 606 nt
Organism: Fusarium redolens
Lineage: Eukaryota; Fungi; Ascomycota; Sordariomycetes; Hypocreales; Nectriaceae
Exons: 1
Coding region: 1-606 (201 amino acids)
Source: RefSeq, a predicted model, not a curated record
AUGGCGGACCCCACAAACGCAGAACGUUUGAACUAUUUGUUGGAGAUGGCUUUGGUCAUUCAUGAGGGCAUCAUUGAACGCCUUGACGAGGACCAUGAGCUUGACCACCCGCUCAUCGCGCACCUCAAAGAGGCAGACCAUUUCAUCGUGGUCAAGAAGGCUUUGCAAGACCGUCUUAUCGACAAGGCUAGCGACAACGAAAACGAACAUGUUGGGGGUGAAUCGGCCACUCCACCCAGCCACCAAUCACCGUUGACCAUUGGGCAGGUCAAUAACUAUUCGCCGGCCCCCAAGAUGAUCGUUCAACGACUUCCUCUUCCCUCUUUAGUUCUUCGCCUGAGCCACAGCACACUAAAGCAAAGGCGCCUGCACGACGAAAGGUCGCUCGUCGGAUCCCAGGAGAAUCUCGAAACUCCAAGGCUCUGCGACAAAUGCGGCGCGCAGUACCUUAUGCAAGCUGGGUUGACAGUCCCAAGUGAAAGGCGCUGCACUCACGAUCGGAGCGUGAUAGGAAGAGGAGAUAUUGCAUCAACGUUUUAUGCCGCAAAGCAUUGGAAGCGUGAAGAGAUAACAGAGGUUCCAGCACUUUACAGAUACCUAAAUUAG